ACCGCCUUCAGUCCCUGGGCGCUUGCUGGCUAGGGUGGCUGGGACCGUUAGCUCGCCAGGCUGGCAGGCUCCGGGCCGCUACUCCACUGGCGGCCGGGAUGGAGACGAUGCGAGCGCAGCGGCUUCAGCCUGGAGUGGGCACAAGCGGGAGGGGUACUCUACGAGCGCUUCGGCCUGGAGUGACUGGGGCCGCCGCUACCACCGCCACACCCCCAGCAGGCCCCCCGCCGGCCCCACCGCCCCCUGCACCGCCCCCGCCGCCGCUCCUCCUGUCGGGGGCCCCUGGGCUGCCGCUGGCCCCCGGCGCCGCCGGCAGCCCCGCGGUGCUACGGGAGGCCGUGGAGGCCGUGGUAAGGAGCUUCGCCAAGCACACGCAGGGCUAUGGCCGAGUGAAUGUGGUGGAGGCACUUCAGGAAUUCUGGCAGAUGAAGCAGUCUCGUGGGGCUGACUUGAAGAAUGGAGCUCUAGUGGUUUAUGAGAUGGUUCCCUCCAACAGUCCUCCCUAUGUCUGCUAUGUCACCCUGCCUGGGGGAAGUUGCUUUGGGAGUUUCCAGUUUUGCCCCACAAAAGCUGAGGCCCGGCGGAGUGCUGCAAAGAUUGCACUAAUGAAUUCUGUGUUUAAUGAACAUCCUUCCCGAAGAAUCACUGAUGAGUUUAUUGAGAAGAGUGUCUCUGAAGCCCUGGCAUCUUUCAAUGGCAACAGGGAGGAAGCUGACAACCCAAAUACAGGGAUUGGUGCCUUCCGAUUCAUGUUGGAAUCCAACAAGGGCAAGUCAAUGUUGGAGUUCCAGGAGUUAAUGACAGUUUUUCAACUGCUACACUGGAAUGGCAGCCUUAAGGCCAUGAGAGAAAGACAGUGUUCUCGGCAGGAAGUGUUGGCUCAUUAUUCACACCGGGCCCUGGAUGAUGAUAUUCGCCACCAAAUGGCAUUGGACUGGGUGAGCCGGGAGCAGAGUGUGCCAGGGGCACUGUCUAGAGAGCUGGCCUCUACUGAGCGGGAGCUCGAUGAAGCCCGGCUGGCCGGCAAGGAGCUGCGCUUCCACAAGGAGAAGAAAGAUAUUCUCAUGCUGGCUGCUGGGCAGUUGGGCAAUAUGCAUUCUUCCAACUGCUAGGCAUCCACCCACAUACUCCCCAUGCUCUCCAGGCCCUUUUUUUAUAUGUCCUUUCUAAGACUUAGUAUGAUUUCUGUACAUACUUUCUUAAUUUUAUACUUUAAAAUACAGAUAUAUAUAUAUAGAUAUAUAUAUAUAUAUGUAUAAAUUCUACAUCUGGAUUCCUGUUUGCUAAGAGAUCCCUUUUCUUACUUCUAGUUUUUGGAUAUAGUUUCAUUUGAAACAUCUCCACUCCACUUUACAAGAAGAGCAGCCUGUCUUUGGAGCUUUCUUAGCUCUUACACUAACAGUAAUUCUGUGUAGUCAUUUCAGUAGCACAAAAUGAUUGACUAAGUGUUCAUGUCUCCUUCUUUUAAAAUAACAGGGAGCUUGAAUAAGGACUAUGUGCCCCAUCCUCACCCUCAUUCCUGCUUUCUCUUGGACUCAAACAGGGUAUGAGUGUGAAGCCUUCUUCGGCUUUGAGCUGGGCCUACGUGGUACCAAGUUGUUCCUCCAGUAACUAGAUAUUUUCCUAGCCUCCACCUCCCCCUUCCCACCACUACCUUACUCCUCCUCUGCCUCCAAAUGGUACUUCAUGUUGAGGCUUCCUUACUUUAUUAUUUGGAAGGAAGUGGAGAUCUGGUUUCUUAUUUUUAAGAUCAAUCCUGAGAAUAUGUUCAGGAACAAGAGAGGAAUUACAGACAGAAUUCUCAAGGGUUUAUCAUCCAAGUUGCUCCUGGGGCAUAGAUACCAUAUCAUCCUGGUAGUCCAGAUUUCUGGAUGUACUCUACAGAAGGGGUCAGGGUUAAAGUUGCUUAUCUUUCAACAUUCUCUUUUCACUCCUCCUUCCCUUGUCACCCAGCUUAGUUAAGCCCUGUAUUUAGGCCUUCCUGCCUGCAGAGAUUGGCAGGAGGUUAAACAUAUUCCCCUCCUCUCUCUCCUCCCAUCAUUCAGCUCUUUGGAAACAUUUUCUGUCCGGUUUGGUGAGGGCCAUGUUCCUCUUACUUCCACAAAGUUGCUGCUGUUUACAACCUUAGAUGUGCAUACCUUAGAUUCACAUGUUUUCUCUCUUUUCUUCACAUUGAUUAUUAGAGCAUGAGUUGAUCAGGAAAAUUAGAUGGCAUUGUGGCACAUCCUAAUUGGAACCUUGGGAGACUGCAGGAGGGGAAAGAUAAUCAAUGAUCAGCUCUUUGUGUUUUUAGUGGUGUUCUCUUCCCCCACCUCUCUCGGGUGAUGUAGGAGAGAAAUGAUCUGGAGUACAGCUAAAACAUUCCCCUUUGGGAGAACUUUUUGUAGGUUUUUCUAAGAUAUAUUUUCCCCUUGUUUCUGUAAUCUCCUUUAUACUAUAUUAUAGCUCAGUCCACUUUCUUGGGAAGUUUAAUGUUCAUGCAAUUGGACUUUUCAUUUAACAAUUUUAUACUUUGCUUUUAGAAAUAGGUUAGGAAACAGGCGAAAAUUUGUUCUUUUGGAUCAGAUAGGGACAAGAUAAAAAUCAGCUUUUUUGUUUUUGAAAUGAUCUUGGUAACCAGUGCAUAGGGGAUCAGAAAUAAGGAAUCUAGCAACAAUUGUAUUAGUGCUUGAAAAAGACUUCCUUGAAUUCUUGAAUCCCCAUUCUGUAUUCCAUGAAGCACCUGUAGGACUGGAGUAGAGGAUCCUACAUUAAAUAGUAGAUGUGUCUAUUCAGUUUUUAUUGAUAUUUAUAAUCCAGAAAUCAUAAACCCUCAUUUCUCCCAUGCUCCUUUCUCUGGGAAGUGUUAAGGGAUGGGAGUUGUGGGAAGAACUUGUCCUUGCACCUCCUGGAUUUAUUAUUUUUCUCAAAUACCAACCAGUAAGAUCCCAAAGAACUUGAGAAAAAUUGUUCCCUGACCUGUCCACUUUUGGUAUUAAAGAUUUUACUUACCUUUUUAGUACUUUCUAUGUAUAUUCUAUGUAUGAUUUUAUACAAUUAAAAAUAGAUUUUUGUCUAGUGAGCCAGAUUGACUCUUUCUUGAGACCUUUAUAUCAGAGGAGCUCUAAAUGACCCUUUCUGUUACAUAUAUACUAAAAAAUAAUUUUUAUUAGUAUUUUUUGGGUGGUAGAAAUAAAAUUGUGCUGCUGGGGAAAGCAUUCUGCCUCCCCUUCUCCAGACAUUUGAGGAGCCUGGAUUUUGUCUUUGGCCCUUUCUCCUCAAGCUCUACCCAUUUUCACUGGCAAUCUCACCCACUAUGGUGGCUUAAAGUCCAUCAUACACAUGAUUCUCAAAUCUCUCUCUUCUACCCCAACCUGUUUUGAGCUGUUACAUCUAUAUUUCCACACAUUAGACAUCACCACCCGAAUAUGACACCAUUUUUUGAACUCACAUACCCAAAAUAAAACCCAUUUCUCCAUACAUGCUCCUCUUUGACUUCCCACAUCUGUUAUAGGAUUAUCUACCCAGUUAUCUAAGCUAGAACCCCAGAUCCAUCCUCAACUCUUCCCUACUGUCAUCUAAUCAGUCACUUACUAUUGAGUUUACCUCCCAUAUAAAUUUCCUAUCUGUUUUUGUCCAUAUCUACUGCCUUAGUUCAGUCCUCUAUCGUUUCUGGGCUAGACCACGGCAAUAGCUUCCUAACUAGUCUCUGCCUUCAUUCAUAACAUCCUACACACUACUGUCAGAUUUAUUUCUAAAAUAUGUGUGACUGUACCACCCCCUUUGCUAAACCAUCACUUAGUUAUCUUUAACUUUAGCAGCAUUUUCCAAAGUUUUAUAUGUGAACUCUUGGUAUUACCUGAGAUGAUUUUAGGUAAUAGAUGGGCAAAUAUUUUUCAUUUUUUCUAGAUAUGCUUUUAUCUGAAUUUGUAGUAGAAAAAUGUAAGUUUUCCACUUAUGGCAGUGAUAUUUAAAUUUAGUGCCAAUUUGCUUUAAAAGUCAGUCUAUUUAAGGAAAAACAGUAAUCAAAAAAUAGUAUGGGGGCUAUUGGCAAAAAUUAAAAAUCAUGAAGUAGAGAAAUUUCUUGCCUACAAGAUAAAUUUCAAAAUCCUUAGCAUGGCAUAAAAUUUGGCCCUAAACUGUAUUUCCAGCUUUAUUUCCUAGUCACACAGCAUACAGAAUUUCUUGCCAUUCUUCAAUAAGUAUUUACCAGAUGUCUACUGUGAGCCAGGCAUUGCUCUAAACUUUGGGCAUAUAGUUGUAAAUAAGAGUCUCUGCCAUAUAGAUUACAUUCUAUUGGGAAAAACAGACAAUAAACAAGUUAGAAAGUAAACAAGGUAAUUAAAGAUUCAGAUUUAAGUUCUGUGAAGGAAAUAACAGAGUCAAGGAUAGGAGGGUAGAGAAGAGCCUUCAGGUGACGGUAGUACUUUAGGGAAACCUAAAGGAUGAGGUUGAACUAGCCAUGUGAAGAGCUCAAUAAGAGCAUCAGGGACAAAAAGUUGCAAAAGUCUUGAGAUGGGAAAGAGUACAACAUAGUUGAGGGAAAGUGUAGGGAGAGCUUAAUGGGUGAGAGGGAAGAAUGGUGGAAGAGGUUGGAAACAUAAACAGAGCUGACUGUGUGAGCUUGAAUUUUAUUCUAAGUGCAAAAAUAAGUCAAGGAAAGGUUUUUAGCAGGGAUGUCACCAACUGAUUUUUAGAAAGAUCACACUACCUAUUGUGCACAAUGGGUUAGUGUCUUAGUCUUAAUAUAACUGCUUUGCCUGGAAAACUACCCAGCCUUAAAGCCUGGUUCAAACAGAAGCCCUACUUUACAUGGACUCUCCUUACUCCAGUCCUAUUAGAAACUUUCUUUGUACUGCCAUAGCACUUUGUGAUAGCAAUUAUCACUUUCAUAAUGUGAUGUAAGUGAUUUUCAUAAUAAAGUGAUUGUUGAUAACGCA
Molecule: messenger RNA, 4919 nt
Organism: Equus caballus (horse)
Lineage: Eukaryota; Metazoa; Chordata; Mammalia; Perissodactyla; Equidae
Gene: LIX1L
Product: limb and CNS expressed 1 like
Biological process (GO): autophagosome maturation
Cellular component (GO): cytoplasm
Source: RefSeq, a predicted model, not a curated record